AUGAACGGGAUGUAUCUUAAGGCCAGUGUGAUAAGCCUAGAAUCAGCGCCAAUCAUAGCCCGCGUGGCUGACUGGAUAUCUUGCGCGAGUGUAGCUAUUUUUGUAAUCUGCUCGCUAUUUUUUUUUAAAUACGUAUUGAACAGAGAAGUUGCUGUCCUACAAGAAGAGAACAGUCACCUAAAGAGGCUACUUGCUAGUAGUUCGAGUAGACCGGGAACCCCUCACAAUUAUCGCAACUCACCAGGGGCAGCCCCAAUGAAACGAGGUCACACACCAUCUCCGACGGGCAGCCAGUGCUCAGCUUCACCUUACGGUAGGAUCACACCUAACAGCUCACAGAAAGAGAAUAAAGCAUCAAACCAGUGGCAGAACCAGUUAUCCCGCACAGCGUCUGGCCCCACGAGAUUGUCUGUCAGGACUCCACCUUGUAACGGGUUUAUGGGUACAAUCAGAAAAACACCAUCUCCAAACAAACAGCCUUUGUCGCGUCCAGGGUCCGCAGGAGGAACACCUGGGACUGUUCUUAGAUCCCACCUUCAAGGGAUGCACCUGUCCAGGACGGCCAACACUCCGGGAAGUUAUGAAGCAGCUACGCCCUCAGGGCUUGGAGCAACCGGGGUUUCGUAUUCUCCCAUGUCAUCGCCUGCCAUGUUAUUAACAAACAGGUCGAGCACACCAGGCAACAGUGGACUAAGCAACAGAUCACAGUACACAACUCCCUCAUCAUCUCAAGGCGCAACACAAAUUAGUUCUACACCCCACCAGACCGACUGCCCCAGCCGUACGUACAAUAUUGAGUCAAUAGUUUGUCGUUUCGUACCGUGCAAUUUGGUUAAGACAAUUCAGGGGUCCACAGUUAGGUAAUUUUCAUUUUUUUCACCACAGAGGAAGUUGAGAUGUCGACGCCGCCAAGUCAACUAGACCCUUCCAGAAGACAAAUACAGGUGCUAUUAUCGCUUUUCUUCUCUCUUUAUUUUAUCUUUCUUCUCGUGGUUUUAUUUUCAUCACUCGUUAUUUUGUUUUCAACAGCUAAGAUACCAACCGAGAUCAGCGGUAAUAAACAAGCAACCAUUUGUGUGAGUAUUGAGAAAGCGUGUUUAAUUGAAUACUCAAUUGGGAGAACAAGUACCAUUUUCAUGCCUUACUAACUUUGUCAUCCAGCAGACUACGCCGCGAGGAGAAUGGGAAGAGACGCAGAAAGCCCUAGGACUAUUAAUUUUAUCUAUCAGCUCGAAAUGAUUUGUUUCUUUUUUUAAUUUUGAGUUCACCACGCAAUUUGCACAUUGCGAAUAUCUAAACCUUCCUCUUUGUAUUGGUUAGCAAUUUGGCUUACCUAUACUUGUCUUAGCUAUGUUAACAUAACAAACUGCCGGCUUUGUCGGUCUGAUGGAGACGCAUCUCCACUUCAGUUCCCGACUUGUUCUGAGUUUCUAACGGUAAGAGAACUUUCACUCACUGUUCUGUGCUUUUUUAUGAUCAAGAAUUAAGAGCUAACGUCCGUACUGUUAAGUCUAGCUCCGUUCGCUGUGCUCAAAUAACUGAACCACUUUGACUGAGAACGUUUGAAACUACAGAUUGGAUACACAAGCCUUAGUGAAAACAGGCGUUAUUUAUAAAGACAGCCCGCGUAUGUCAUAUCAGCAAUUCGAUUUUCAGACAAGACAUCCCACCACAUACAGUCUUCGAGUUACCUAUGGCUUAAUGGUUUCGUUCUCGAUAUUUGUUCCUUAGAUGUUCAUUUACCAGGCUUAAGAGAUACUUAUCUCUCGAGUGCAUUUGGAGAAUUUAUUAAGCAGUUUGCGUAGGCGGCAUCUCAACAAAGCACCUGCUGUUAUAGUUGUCCUCGCCGGUUUUGCGAGGAAGUUGCCGUUUACUCCUGUCUUCCGGCGGAAGUCUGAUGAAACAUACCGCAUAGGAUUAGCCUACCAUUAAACGUUUU
Molecule: messenger RNA, 1939 nt
Organism: Orbicella faveolata
Lineage: Eukaryota; Metazoa; Cnidaria; Anthozoa; Scleractinia; Merulinidae
Product: putative E3 SUMO-protein ligase RNF212
Biological process (GO): reciprocal meiotic recombination; homologous chromosome pairing at meiosis; protein sumoylation
Cellular component (GO): synaptonemal complex
Molecular function (GO): SUMO transferase activity
Source: RefSeq, a predicted model, not a curated record